AUGUCACAGUCCGAUGUGAAAUUUGUUACGCGUUUCAUUCCACCCGAUCACAUUAGUUCAGUUACUUUUUCUGAUGCUGAUACAAAGAGAUUAGAUGAAAUUCAUUUAUUUCUCACAAUCUUCGACAUUCGACGAUUUAAUGGACUGAAAUCGUUAAAUUUUGGUCAAACUAAUGCACAAAGCAGACAAAAACUUACUAUUCUUUCGAAGAUUAUCGAUCAGCACAAUCUUUUCCCAUUACGUCUCAGUAAUCUCGAUUAUCUAGUUGGACAUAUAUUCAGACCAGUUCAACACGUAUUGAAACAUCUAGCGAUUCAUAUUUGUACUUAUUACCAAUAUCGAAAUAUUCUUCAUAGUUUACCUAAUUUACAAACGUUCCAAGUAGAAUAUUGCGAUAAUAAUGACAAUGAUGAAACUGUUAGAUCGUCAGCAAUUGACAGAACAUAUCACCAAUUAAAAUCUUUGACCAUAUAUAAUUGUCAGUUACCGAUUGAAUAUUUAAGAUUGUUUCUUUUAUUAACACCUGUCCUUGUUAAUCUUAAAUUAAUAUCUCCUAGAAAAGUGUAUGGACCUGUCUUUGAUGGUUCUUUUUGGGAACAAUUUAUUCAAAUUCGAUUAACACAAUUAAAAAAAUUUGAAUUUUUCUUUGUGUAUCCUGUUCAAAGAAAUCUUCCUGUUCAUAGUGUCAACUCAAUCAUUGCUACAUUCAGAACAUCAUUCUGGAUAAAUGACAAACAUUGGUUUGCUACUUGUGAUCAUGUUGUAAAAACAUCUCAAAUCAUCCUUUACACUAAACCAAUUUGUAUGAAUGAUUGCGAGAUUUUAGUAAGAUGUGAGACUUUGCCAUUGAACAGUGUUUGCCGUCUCAUCAAGCAUCGAACAAAUGGAAGGGAUGAUAUUAUUGCAACAGAGACACUUACGGUAUUGGACCUUGCAGGAUAUUCUAUUGGAGAGCAAGGAGCACAAGAUUUAGCUGAUGCACUGUUAAAUGAUGUGACACUUAAUACACUCAAUCUUCAAGAGACUCAUAUCGGAGACAGUGGACUACAGCAACUAGCUUAUGCACUAGAAAAGAAUACGACACUUACUACACUUCACGUUGGAAAUAAUGAAAUCGGAAUAUUCGGAGCACAACAGUUAGCUGAUGCAUUACAAAUUAACUUAACACUUCUUACACUUCAUCUUCCAUUAAAUCAAAUUAUGAAUGAAGCAUUGCAAUAUCUGACCAAUGGAUUACAAUAUAAUACGACGCUCACUACACUUGAUCUUCGAUUUAAUUCAAUUGGAGAUAAUGACGCAAAACAACUCGCAAACGUAUUAGAAAAUAAUAAAUCGCUUAUUACAUUAGAUCUUAGCGGAAAUAGUUUGGGGGCUGCAGGAGUACAAUUUCUUGUUGAUGCAUUAACACGAAAUAAUACACUGACAACACUUGAUCUUAGAGGAAACAAUUUUGGCGCAAAAGGAGCGCAGUUUGUAGCUGAUGCAUUACCUCAUAUUACAACACUUACUACACUCAAUCUUUCAUGCAAUUUAAUAUGGAACAAAGGAGCAAAGUUUAUAGCUGAUGCUUUACUAUAUAACACGUCAUUAAGUAUACUCGAUCUUUCUGGAAAUGAUAUUGAGGAAGCCGGAGCACAAGACUUGGCUAAUGCCUUACAAAACAAUACAGUAAUCUUUAGUUUUCUUUAUUCAUAG
Adineta steineri is the source of this 1695-nucleotide messenger RNA. The record is from the annotation of a GenBank genome assembly. Lineage: Eukaryota; Metazoa; Rotifera; Eurotatoria; Adinetida; Adinetidae.